AUGGAUAUGAUGGAUCAUAUUUCGAAAUUUCCAACGUUUUGAAGAAGUCCAGCAAAAGCAGUGAUUGAGCCCACAAGUUCCGGAGUUCCUGAGACAGCCAUCGGUGGUGCUGCCAUCCAAGACAACACUGACUGUCAUCACGACAGUCCUGACAACAGACUUCACCCAGAUAACAGUUUAGACAUUCCUCGGAACAAUGGCAAUAAACCUUCAAACCAAAGUGACAUGUGAUGUCAUGAUCAGUUACAAUAAAACCAACAUCAGCUUUGUCAAGAAACUGAAAGCCAAAUUUGAAGAGCAGGGAUGGAAGGUAUGGUAUGCUGAUCCAGACCAAGAUCCCAAGCUGAAUAUGAGUAAAAAAGGGGAGGCAAUUCUUAGUUGUAAGGUGUUUGCCAUGGUGAUUGGUGAAGCUACAAUCAGGGACUCUCACUGUCAGGAUGAACUAGCUCUUGCAUAUAUCUCCAAUUCCAACAUAUUCCCGAUUGGUCUCAGCAGAUUUCGGGACAUUAAUCCUCAUCUGGAUGGAGGCAUAAAACUGAUGUUGGCAAAGAUAAACUGGACAUUUUUCUUCAAAGAGGAGAUGUGGGAGAUGAAUAUGCCUGCUCUGUUGGCCUCCAUGAGGGAGUCUUUUGAUCAGGAGGAGCAACCGCAGGACACGACAGCCGAGGAGACAGGAGUGCUGCAAUUCCAUGGAAUGAAUGUAAAUAUCAAUUUCGACAGCAACAAUGGCAAUGAGUCAGAUCAGGAAAGUAGUUCUGAUAGCUCUUCAGACGAGGAGGUAGAAAACACAAGACCCACUACUGCAGCAACCACACGAUCCGUACGAAGUGCAAGGGGCAGACAACUCCGUUAUGACUUCUGGGAUCGCAAUUUCAGAGACAAGUCUGAAGUCCCUUGGACUACUUUCCGUCAGAAAUUUGAAAAUGACUAUAAAGAAAAAAUAUCAGUGAAAUAUUCUGCAGACAAAUUCAAGUUCUUUCUGAACUUGAUGUAUAAGGAUAUUUUCACUUUGAACAAAGUUGUGAAGAGGUCUGUUUAUGAUAACUUUUGUGAGGGAAACCCUGAUGCAGACCCUCACCGAUUCUACAACAGGAUACAACAAUAUGUUGUUGGCUACUACGCCAUGUAUGCCGUUUUCAACAUGACCAGUACAAUGAGACUUACGACGAUACAGAACUUGGGAAAUUUUACCUUCCCUGCUGUUGUGAAGGGCCUCACAGAAAUGUUACAUGACGAUGAUCCUAACAUUCGGGCCGUUGCCACAAUAGCUUUGGCAAAGUCUGCAAAAUCACGGAAAUUGACGGUCGACAAGAUCAUCAGUAAGCUUGAUGAUGAUGACAGACUGGUCAGAGAAAGUGCCUGUCUAGCCCUCGGCUUCCUCAAGGCAGGUGGCAAAAGUGAGACAGCAGUUGCAGAUCGCUGGAGGAAUGACCCGAUCAAGUCUGUGCGAGAAGCAGCAGAGAUUGCCCUUAAGAGGAUGGGGGGUACACUAGCUGACAAGUGUAUGCACGUUACCAACGUUAUUUCCAAGGAGAUGGACAGCCUUCGUAAUCUAGAGACCUAGUUAGCUAAUUACAGUACAAAAUGGUGGAUUGUUAAUUAUCACACUGGAAUCAGACUGACCACUGGAUCUGUGGAUUUUGAGACUGACCACUGGAUCUGUGGAUUUUGAGACUGACCACUGGAUCUGUGGAUUUUGAGACUGACCACUGGAUCUGUGGAUUUUGUGGCUGACUACUGGAUCUGUGGAUUUUGAGACUGACCACUGGAUCUGUGGAUUUUGUGGCUGACCACUGGAUUUGUGGAUUUUGUGGCUGACCACUGGAUCUGUGGAUUUUGUGGCUGACCACUGGAUCUGUGGAUUUUGAGACUGACCACUGGAGCUGUGGAUUUUGAGACUGACCACUGGAUCUGUGGAUUUUGAGACUGACCACUGGAUCUGUGGAUUUUGAGACUGACCACUGGAUCUGUGGAUUUUGAGGCUGACCACUGGAAGUUGAAGUAAAGACUGACCAUUGGAUAGUUUUAUCCACAUCAUAGUGAUUAAGACUUUUCAUAGUGAAUUUCUAACUCUAUUACUAUUUAACUAGACUGACCAUUAGACCUCUGACCCUAUAUUGAUUUAGCUAGACUGAUCGUUGACCUCUGACCCUGUAUUGAUUUACUUAUCAACCAUCAUUGUUAGGCUGAAAUCUUUGAUGUAUAUUGACCAGGAAAAUGAAAUAAUGCUGAUUCAUAUAAAAACUCAAAUUUUUAUGUGAAACUAUAUGUCAUUCUGUCUUGAUGUAUCAGACAUUCCAUUUUGUUUUGAUGUAUUAUCAGAGCUGUCAGUGUUUGUAUACCCAAGAUAACUUUUGCUUUUCCAUAAUUUUUGUUUAGUGAUAAAUUUACUGUAUAAUCAUAAACAUUUGUAUUCAACUUAAAUCUAGGA
Ylistrum balloti is the source of this 2431-nucleotide messenger RNA. RefSeq lists its product as uncharacterized. Bases 197 to 1564 code for a protein of 455 amino acids. Lineage: Eukaryota; Metazoa; Mollusca; Bivalvia; Pectinida; Pectinidae. The record is from RefSeq and is a predicted model, not a curated record. The transcript has 9 exons. Gene Ontology annotation, biological process: signal transduction.